AUGAGCGAGAGCGAGAGAACUCGGGCACCAACCCCGGCCACCACCCACCCAACGCAACCACCGGUGACAUUUGUGCCCCCAAUGACUAACCCCGAUGCCAGGGCGCUAGCCCUAGCCGCCUCCCACCCGACGCAUGCGCUUGUCACCAUCAUGGCCUCCACAGCCAACUCUGAUGCACCAAGGGAUGAGUCGAUUAGGCUCUUCCAGUCCGAUGCCACAGCGGAGGACUCCCGCAACGAUCUAGACUGGGGAUCUAUUGAUGAUGAAGAUGGUGCCUUCAAAAAUCUUGAUCCAAAGGAAGGUAAGUUUCAGGGGGUCGAUCUAGAUCUAAAACAGGAGGAUCAGGCUCCUAUGGCGCUCCCCACAUGUUGCCCAUCUUCGGCACCCCAUGAGGUCGCGCCGGUGGCUAUUGAUGCUCUGGGGAGUACAACUAGUGCUCUAGAGAGUGUCACUUGCCCCGGGGUGGUGCUACCAAUGGGAAGCAUUCAAGUGGCCACCUUCAAGCAUGUAGAAGCAGUAAGGGAGGAGACGCAUCUAGGCCUUGGCUCAGACACCGAAUCAGAUGAGGGCAUAGGAGAUGCCUUAACUUUGCCUGACACACAGGCAGGUGUCCAGGGCACGCGUGCCAUCACCACUACAACACAGGAUUACAAGAAGAAGUUUCACUCCAAACCUAAAGUUGACUUGCUUCCAAAAGCAUCGUCAAAAGGAGUAGAUAUGUUCAAUGGAAGAAAACUGCAGAAGAAGAGUGCAGUGGAUUCUAAUGAUGUUGAAAGUAGUGGGACUUCUACCAAGCACAGCAAGGCUAUUAGUACUGAAGGAAUGGGAGGAGGAAGAGGAAGACAAAGGGGAAGGAGUAGGAGGCCUUCUACUGCAUAUCGUCCCAUGCUCCAUGAGAUGGAUAAGCUACCCCCUGGUUUUAUCUAA
Miscanthus lutarioriparius is the source of this 927-nucleotide messenger RNA. The record is from the annotation of a GenBank genome assembly. Lineage: Eukaryota; Viridiplantae; Streptophyta; Magnoliopsida; Poales; Poaceae.